Messenger RNA from Orycteropus afer afer, 2209 nucleotides. RefSeq names its product disintegrin and metalloproteinase domain-containing protein 20-like. The record is from RefSeq and is a predicted model, not a curated record. Lineage: Eukaryota; Metazoa; Chordata; Mammalia; Tubulidentata; Orycteropodidae. Gene Ontology annotation, biological process: proteolysis; male gonad development. Gene Ontology annotation, cellular component: external side of plasma membrane; plasma membrane; sperm head plasma membrane. Gene Ontology annotation, molecular function: metalloendopeptidase activity.
CCAGCAGUGGCUCACACCCAGCCCUCUUCUGCUCUGUACAGUUGGCUCCGUAAUGGCAGUGGGUGAAGCCCUGGUAUACCUCAGGGUCAUUCCUCUGCUGCUCUGGCUUGGAGCAACUCUGUCCAUUUCUGGCCACUCUCAGGCCACACCCUCCCAGCACUUCACCUCUCCAGAAGUGGUGAUCCCCUUGAAGGUGACUGGCAGAGGCAGAGGUGCAUGGCCUCCAGGAUCACUCUCCUACAGCCUGCGGUUUGGGGGCCAGAGACACAUUGUCCACAUGAGGGUCAAGAAGAUCUUGAUUUCUAAACACCUCCCAGUGUUCACCUACACAGACCAACGUGCCCUCUGUGAGGAUCAACCUUUUUUCCAGGAUGACUGCUACUAUCAUGGUUACGUGGAAGGGGCCUUUGAGUCCCUGGUUGCCCUCAGUACCUGUUUUGGUGGCUUUCGAGGGAUGCUACAGAUAAAUGGCCUUGCUUAUGAAAUUGAACCCAUGAGACAUUCUGCCACAUUUGAACACCUGGUGUAUAAGAUAGACAAUAAUGAAACACAAUUCUCACCCAUGAGAUGUGGCUUAACAGAAGAGGAAAUAGCACGCCAAGUGGAAUUGCAAAAGACAUAUAAUUCCACACUGAAGCAAAGUUCUUAUCUUGGCUGGUGGACCCAUAAGCGGUUUCUUGAACUGGUAGUGGUAGUGGACUAUAAUCGAUUCCUUUAUUCACUUAGAAAUACCUCCAUUGUACAGCAGGAAGUACUUAUUGUUGUCCAUAUUGUGGAUUCCUUAUAUAAGCCUUUGGAUGUUGAUGUAAUUUUGAUUGGCAUUGAGAUCUGGAAUACUGGAAACCCACAAUUAUCAGAUGACAUAGAUCUGGUUGUGGAGGAAUUUUCCUCUUGGAAGAAAUUCCACCUUGAUGCACGACUACCAAGUGAUACUACACAUCUUUUCAUAAAAAAAUCAUUUGGUGACACGGCUGGUGUUGCCUAUGUCGGAGGAGUCUGCAUACCUCCUUUAAAUUGUGGAGUUGCUAGUUUCCAAGGAAACCUAUUGUUUUCUUUUGCACUUACUGUGACCCAUGAGCUUGGUCAUAACUUGGGUAUGCUGCAUGACACCCAGUGGUGUGUGUGUGAGCAAAUGUGGUGCAUAAUGUUUCCCGUAAAAAAGAUGACAACUAAAUUCAGCAAUUGUAGUUAUGCUGAAUAUUGGGACAACACUGCCAGGCGAGGAUUUUGUCUUUACUCUCCUCCAAAUGCAGAGACAAUCCUUAAGCUGAAGUUCUGUGGAAACCAAAUUGUUGAAGAAGGAGAGGAGUGUGACUGUGGAACCAUACAACAGUGUGCUAAUGAUCCCUGUUGUCUUUCAAACUGCACUCGGAGUCCAGGGUCUGCUUGCGCUUUUGGGCUAUGUUGUAAAGACUGUAAUUUCCUUCAUUCUGGGUAUUUGUGUAGACAACAGGUCAAUGAAUGUGAUCUUCCAGAGUGGUGCAGUGGAGCUUCUCAUCAGUGCCCAGAAGAUGUAUAUGUGAAGGAUGGGCUACCCUGUAAUGACAGUGCCUAUUGCUAUGAAAAGAGAUGCAAUAGCCAUGAUACACAGUGUAAAGAGAUUUUUGGUGAAGAAGCAAGAAGUGCGCCUCAGAGCUGCUACAGGCAAAUGAAUACUCAAGGAAAUCGUUUUGGUCACUGUGGUAUUAAAGAUAUAGUAUACCUAAAAUGUGAGACUCCUGAUAUACUGUGUGGGAGAAUUCAGUGUGAAAAUGUGGGAUUAAUUCCCAGUCUGACACAGCAUUCUACAGUGCAUCAGAUCCACUUCAAUGGCACCAUGUGCUGGGGCACCGACUAUCAUUUAGGGAUGUCCAUACCUGAUAUUGGUCAAGUGAAGGAGGGCACAGUAUGUGGACUGGAAAAGAUCUGCAUCCACAAGAAGUGUGUCCACCUGUCUAAACUACCCCAAGAUUGUCAGCAUGAGACCUGCAACAUGAGGGGGGUCUGUAACAAUAAGCAGCACUGUCACUGUGACCACGGGUGGGCACCCCCUUACUGCUUGACGAAAGGCCCUGGAGGUAGUGAUGAUAGUGGCCCACCUCCUUACAAAGUCAUGGAAGAGGUGGGAAAUGUGUCUUACCUGUCAAUAUUGUGGCUUAUCCCUUUGAUUAUUUGCUUAUAUUUCUUCCUUGUGUUUUAUAAGAAAAACAGAAAAAAAAAGGAGGAAAAA